AUGGACCAAAUGAUCGGCGAUGGCGGCCGCAACCCGCUCGAGGCUUGGUUCUGGGAGAUGCCCAUAUGCACCAGAUGGUGGACCACCGCCACCGUCCUGACGAGCGCCCUGGUCCAAUGCCAUAUUGUCGGCCCGUUCCAGCUAUUCUACAGCGUCCGGACCGUCUUCCACAAAGCACAGUAUUGGCGCCUGUUGACGACCUUCCUCUACUUCGGACCCUUCUCGCUCGAUCUUCUCUUCCACGUAUACUUCCUCCAGCGCUAUGCCCGUCUCCUCGAGGAAUCAUCCGGCCGAUCGCCCGCCCACUUCUCGUGGCUACUCGUCUACUCUAUGGCAUUCCUCCUAGUACUCUCGCCAAUGGUGUCCAUGCCGUUCCUCGGCCAUCCGCUGUCGUCGACACUGGUCUACAUCUGGUCGCGACGGAACCCCGACACGCGACUCAGCUUCCUGGGCCUGCUGGUCUUCACUGCGCCCUACCUGCCCUGGGUGCUGAUGGGAUUCAGUCUUGUUAUGCACGGGACGAUACCCAAGGAUGAGCUGAUGGGAGUCAUCAUUGGCCACAUCUGGUACUUCUUUACCGACGUGUACCCCCCGAUGCACAAUGGCUCUCGGCCACUGGACCCCCCGAUGUUUUGGCGCCGGUUGUUCGAGGGUAGACAAAGGGAAGAGACGGCAGAUGACGUCAACCACGAGUUCGCUGUAGCCGGAGGGCCAGAGCUCGCUGCAGCGGAUGUGCGAUGA
Messenger RNA from Anthostomella pinea, 741 nucleotides. The record is from the annotation of a GenBank genome assembly. NCBI's taxonomy places the organism in Eukaryota, Fungi, Ascomycota, Sordariomycetes, Xylariales, Xylariaceae.